Acanthoscelides obtectus is the source of this 1848-nucleotide messenger RNA. The record is from the annotation of a GenBank genome assembly. Lineage: Eukaryota; Metazoa; Arthropoda; Insecta; Coleoptera; Chrysomelidae.
CGCGAGUGGUAGUGAACCUAGUCUGUGGUGCUCUCUAAUAUUUUCACCAGAAAAGUCCGUCUCUGAAGAAAUUAAAUAAUAUAUUUAUGUUAGAAUAACAGUAGUUACAGUGCCCCAGUGUUUAAGUUAAGUACUUUGGGUUUAGUUGCCCUUAAUAGCCUGGAUUUCGUUGAUAUCGUUUUGUUUUGGUUCCGCCAUUAUGGUUUUUUCGUCUGCCGACCUGCGUGAAGUUAAAUCCGCUAUAACCUCCACAUUCAACGAGAAAUUCCUCAACGAAAUUGCGGUCAAGCUGGCUGUUCUGGUAGAAAAACAGUUCGAGGAACAACUGAAAUCUCAUAGGCAAGCCAUCGACACCCUAAGGGAUCAAACAAACAUCCUAGAAGCAGAAAACAGGCGACUCAGGAAGUUCGUUGAUCACAGGGAGCAGUUGGAGCGAAAUCAUAACGUUCGCAUCUUUGGGAUAGAAUUCACGAACGCCUUCGGCAUUGGGAGCAUGGUCUACUCCGGACUGGAGUUCGGCCGAUAUUUUGAGCUGAAAAACAACGUCGACUGCAAAUCGAAUAUCUUGCAGGCCAUCACCCCGGCGGCUAGGAUGCUGCUUACACUUGUCCAGGUCCAGUUUAUCUUCCUGAACAGCAAGGAUGUGGAAUUCAACAAGCACCGAAUAGUAUCAAGAUUUGGUCUGAUGCAUAUGAUAGCUACCAAUCUCUGCGAAUGGUUGUAUGUUCUUGUGGAAGAAACUAAACAUGAAAUAAUACAUCUAGGAGAACAUCAAAACUCCACCAAUUCUUCUUUGAAUCAAAAGUAUUGUCAAGAAGGUCAUGUAAUGGGCUGUUUAGUGACAAAUGCUAGUCCAUUUUUAUUUCCCUGUACCAUAGAGUACAGUCUGAUUUGUGCAGUAAUUCUAUUUGAAAUAUGGAAGAAAAUAAAAAUAGGAGACAAUGCCCAGGAGUACGGGAAGGAAAGAGUAUCUUUCAAAGAUGUUGGCCAAACUAAAAAUAAGCACGAUCGUAUGACCACACACUUUCACUUUAAUUCCUAUGGAGGUAGAAUGUUGAACUCAAACCAUCAUUUUACAGUUGAUUGUUCCAAUGCUCACAGAGGUCUUUUUGCAGGAAUAAUGGUGAUUGUACUCACGAUUAUCUCUCUAAUAAUGUUUUUUGUAUUCACAACUGCAUCCGACAAAGAUAACGAGAAAAACAGAAUCAGAAUCGCUAUGUUCGAAGUGAGUACUGUAGAGCUACUUCUGUACCUCAUCACCACAGUGGCAGUAGGAGUUGCGAUGCUAAAGAUGAGGAAAUUGAAGUAUGACAGAAAGAUUGGAUCUGAAGGUAGUUCAGGCAUCGGACUUGAUAACACACUGCUUGUAGUCGCACAAACUGGUAUGUUCAUCUACUGUAUGUUCUCAAUUAUUGGUAGCUACUUCACCAUAGCUUCUAACAACGUGAUUGAGCUCGUAGCAGAAAUAUUUUCUUUCAUCCAGACGUGCCUUCAGACUAUGUUUGUAUUAGAUGGAUGGUGGAGAAAAUGCAGAAACAUUGAGCAGACCCGAACUAAGCCCGGAAGAGAAAUCAUAACUUUCCUUAUAGUGGCGAAUAUGGCUAUGUGGAUUAUCAAUACUCUGGAGAAGAAUAGAGCCGAGUUUAGACCAACCCAUCUACACUUUUUCGGAGAUUGGGCCUGGACCAUCAUUACGCACAUUUCUAUGCCAAUGGCGAUCUUUUAUAGAUUUCAUUCUACCAUAUGUCUGUUUGAGAUAUGGAAAAGUGCAUACAAGGUCAAAACACCAAUAAAGAAUCCUCUGUUUCCUAUUGUUUAAUGACUUUGUAAACAUCUAUUAUCUAAUCA